Amyelois transitella is the source of this 986-nucleotide messenger RNA. RefSeq lists its product as uncharacterized. Lineage: Eukaryota; Metazoa; Arthropoda; Insecta; Lepidoptera; Pyralidae. Bases 399 to 986 code for a protein of 195 amino acids. The transcript is spliced from 3 exons. The record is from RefSeq and is a predicted model, not a curated record.
UCAGUGACGUCACUCGUGUUGUGUCAACUUUUAGAAGUUAACUUUGCGAUUAAUAGGCAGCAGUGCUUAUUAUUUACGUUUUUAAUAAAAAUGGAAGUUGGAUUUAAAAAAACAGACUCCAAAAAUUUACCAAAAGUUGGUGUCGACAUAGUAGUAACUUUUUUUGUCGUGAGUCCAGAUUUUUCAAGUGUAGAAAUGAAAGGCACUAAAUUAGUACGGUAUGCAUGAAUGUUUUUAAACGUUGUUUGCAUUUUAUUCAGCAAUUUCUAAACAUAGCAGUUAUAUUUUAGCUCAACUAGCUAACUAGCUUUUUUAUUUAAAGAGAUUGAAAAGAAGUUAAAUGUGUGUUACAAUAAUAACUGCAUAUUUUUAGGUGGAUAUUUUAAAAGAAUUUGUAGAUGCUGUCAAUAAAAAUGAUUGUCGGGGAAGUAUUCUUCGCUACUUUCAAGAAGACAAGCAUUCAUAAGGUGUGUUCAAGCUUGAUUGGAAAGUUGGACUCUCCAGAAUCAUUUCUUGAAGCAUUAUCAAAGCAAAUGACCAACACUGAUAAUAUAAAUAUGGUAUUUUCCACCACCAAACAUCAAAGUGAUUCACCAAUGUGGUUUGAGUUGAAGUACGGCAGAAUUACUGGCUCAACUUUUUAUGAAGCCGCUCAUUGUAAAACUAUAAAUGGUUCCCUUCUGAACGCAAUUAUGGGAGAUGAUUCAAAAUUUACUUCCAUUUCAAUGAGUAGAGGGAAAAUACUAGAAAAAAAAGUUCUCAGAGUAGCAAGAAAGAAAAGAUUGAAAUUGAAGAAGCUGGACUACUUCUUAAUGCCGAGUAUCCUAUUUUUGGAGCAACAGCAACCUGACGGGUUUACUGAAAAUUAUACAAUAAAAGUCAAAUGUCCUUCAACCGAAGCUGCCAUACUUUUCUAUGUGAAAGACAAUAAAAUAACACCAAAAUGUUGGACACAAGUGCAACUGCAAAUGUUGUGUGCAAUUUGA